This is a messenger RNA of Plasmodium gallinaceum, 561 nucleotides long. Its product is annotated as conserved Plasmodium protein, unknown function. The record is from RefSeq and is a predicted model, not a curated record. NCBI's taxonomy places the organism in Eukaryota, Apicomplexa, Aconoidasida, Haemosporida, Plasmodiidae. The transcript has a single exon. Bases 1 to 561 code for a protein of 186 amino acids.
AUGUCAUCAGGUUUUUUGAAUUUAACAAAAAGGAAAUUAGGAGGGAAUCACAUAUAUUUGGGAAAAUGGCAUGAUUUUAACCAAUGGAAAUAUAUAGCACCAACGAAUUUAUUAAAUAUUAUAAGACCUGUAGAACAAACAAAAUCAGUAACAGCUGAUUUAUAUAAACAUAAUGAUGUAUUAAGUUAUUUAAAUGAUGUAAGUCAUGGUAAAAUAAUAACAAUUGAUGAUUUGCAUUCAAAUAACUUAAAAAAAAAUAAAAUAAGAGGUACUGGUUUUCAUGGACCAGAAAGAACGGAUGUAUUUAGAUUAAUUUUAUAUAAUAGAUUAAAACAAAAACAACCACAAAGAAUUGUUCCAGAUAUUCAAGAAAUGAAAGAUGCAAAUAAAUUAGAAGUUUCUAUUGUUUGGUUUUUGUGGUCAUUUGUUAUAAUCUAUUGUUCUAUGUGCAUAUAUGGAAGUAAUUAUAUAAUAAAAAAUAAAUCUACAUCAUUCCCAUGGAUGCCUAAAAGAACAGAUGGUUCAAAAGGAGAAGGUCCAAUGUUUUGGUUUUUGGAAUAA